CCCCAUUAUUUCCUCCUCCAAUUCCAAGUAUAAUCUCCAACCUUUUUCUUUCUCCAGAUCCGCCACCAAGCCACAACAACCACCAUCCGUCGCUGCCUGCCAUUUCCUCCGUUCAGACUCCGCCACAGCAAGCAUCCAUCAUCGCCUACGCCAAGCGCCACCUCGACCGGGGACCACAAAACAGAUCUGAAACAAUAGAACCGCGUUCAGUCGCCGCCCCGACUCCGCCGCCGAUGAAGCCAUCCUAGCCGACGCAAACGCCACCUCCACCAACAGAUCUGAAGCCUCAGCCGCCCUUCUUCCGCCGGAGCUGCCUCACUUGCGUCCGCCACGUACCGACGCCAAGCGCGACCGCCACCACCUCGGAACGGCCGGGAGUAUGGUGAUCUACUAGUAAGUUGUUGCUUGAUUGGAGAAGUUGUCAAAGUUUAUGAAGAUCUUGAACUUUGGGACUUCUUGGCUGCAAGUAUAUUACUACAAGUUAUAUAGUAGGAGAACUCUGUUGUCAAAGAACACCACAGCAGCAGAUGGAUGAUCUGAAACGCCACGAUGAGGAAGAUAGUUGGUCCAUGACUUCCUCUACUGCUGCGUCCGUAAGAACCAUCAAAUCCAAACUUACUGUCCCGGUAGCUCCAUCCUUUAGAUCUGCUGAACGCUUAGCAAGACGUAAGGAGUUUUACGAGAAGUUGGAUGAGAAACACAAAGCUUUGGAAGCAGAGAAACAAGAAUGUGCUGCCAGGACCAAGGAAGAGGAGGAAGCAGCUAUUAAGCAGCUCCGUAAGAACAUGGCCUACAAAGCAAAUCCAGUUCCUAGCUUUUACCAUGAAGGGCCGCCUCCAAAGGCUGAACUUAAGAAGCUGCCUGUGACUCGAGCCAAAUCACCAAACUUUACGCGGAGGAAAAGCACGGGUGAUGCUGUUACAUCCCAAGAAGAGAAAAAAGAUUCUGUCAGGGCCACCCGCCACAGCAUUGGUGCCUACAGAGAAUAUAACACUACGCAUUCCACUCCCAAAAAGAAGGACCAGAUAAGCGGGCGAAUUAAUGUUAAUGGGAAUAACAGAGUGAAGGCGACUGGCAAGCCGUCAGUCAAGGGAACAAAGAAAACAUCAACUAACGAGUCAAAAGAAAUCCGGGUGAAGGAGAUAAAGGACGCUCUGGCGAACGAGACUAAGGAAACUCCCCCGGUGAAAGAGAUUAACGAUAGUCCUGUGAAGGAGAUUAAGGAAACGUCUCAUAAUACUAUGACAGAUCAGCCAAGAGCAGAUAUUGCAGUUCAGUGAUGAAACAAUUAGCCUUGUUUUUUGUUUUUUUUUUUCCCCCUUAUAUGUAUCGAGAAAAUUUCCAGAAUUUCCUCUUCAAUUCAGAUGCUCAACGUUAACUUGCUGAUUUCUUUUCUGGUCAGAAGCGACUCAUUGAACUGAUGUUUAAUCUGAGUUGUAUAUUCUCUGUAAUAUAUAUAUUAUAUGUAAUACACAUGUAAUGUGCUACAUGGAAGAGAGCCCUGGACUACAUGGUUAUAAAUAUGCUCUUAAGACUGUUUCCUCUGCAGUUCAGCAUAGCAGUGUAAUGCUUUUAACUUGAACAUUCAA
Messenger RNA from Ipomoea triloba (trilobed morning glory), 1589 nucleotides. Its product is annotated as protein WVD2-like 2. The transcript has 7 exons. Gene Ontology annotation, molecular function: microtubule binding. The coding region runs from base 528 to 1280 and encodes 250 amino acids. Gene Ontology annotation, biological process: microtubule cytoskeleton organization. The record is from RefSeq and is a predicted model, not a curated record. Lineage: Eukaryota; Viridiplantae; Streptophyta; Magnoliopsida; Solanales; Convolvulaceae.